Messenger RNA from Penaeus vannamei (Pacific white shrimp), 1106 nucleotides. The record is from RefSeq and is a predicted model, not a curated record. NCBI's taxonomy places the organism in Eukaryota, Metazoa, Arthropoda, Malacostraca, Decapoda, Penaeidae.
GACCCGCCGGUCAAUCAUCCCUGCAGGUGCUGGCCCCUGACGUGCGGCUGAGGUGGAAGAGCGGCCACGAGAGCCUCUUCCACGGCCGCUGGCUCCACGACCGCGCCUUCUCCGAGUCGUCCCGCCGGACGCAGAGGGCCUUCGCCGCUCUGGACAAGGAGCUGUGGGGACCAGGCUUUACCGUGGAUGCCUUUGAUUUUGAGGAGCUGAUGGAGGAUGAAGCGACACUCUUUAAGUGGCUGGUCAGCUUGGAGAAGAAGGGCAUCACCUUGAUCAAGAACACCCCCCAGGAGCCCAAAGCUUGCUUCAGUAUCGUCAAUAAAGUUGGCUUCGUGAAGCCCACGCACUAUGGGAUGCACUACCCCAUCAGGAACAAGGUCGGGGCAAACAGCUUGGCCUACACAGACUCCAGAUUGGGCAUGCACAAUGACCUCCCUUACUACCAUCAUGUUCCAGGGAUCAUCUUCCUGCACUGCCUGACCCAGUUCGCGGGCGCGGGCGGCGAGAACGACCUGGCCGACGGCUUCUACGUGGCGGAGCACCUCAAGCAGCACCACCCGCGCGAGCACCGCCUCCUCACCCACACGCCCGUCUACUUCUGGAACAAAGGCUCGGCGCUCGUGGCCCAGGAAACCACCCAGUUCCACAAGCUGCUCAACAUCCCGCUCAUUGUCGAAGACCCGUCCGGCCGGGUGGUGCGCGUCAACAACUCCCAGCUGAGGGACUCCCACCUGGACUUACCCCCUGAGACGGUCACCCCGUGGUACCGCGCCCUCCGCCUCUACAACGAAGUCAUGGAACGGCUCUCUAUCAGGCUGAAGCUCAACGAUGGUGAGACGCUGGUCAUGGACAACACUCGGCUGCUGCACGGGCGCACGGCCUACGAGGGGGGGAAGGGGGAGCGCUACAUGGACCAGACCUACCUCGACUGGGACGAGGCCCUCUCCACGCGAAGGGUCCUGCAGGAGAGACUCCAGGCCCGCGCGGAGUAACGCCUGGGACACCUGAGGGACGGCAGUGGAGGGCGCUCCUGGAGGGACGAGUGUGCUGAUUCAGUGAAGAUGUUAUAGGUGCAGUAGAGGCAACAAAUACAUGUUUGUUAGGUA